Cucurbita moschata (crookneck pumpkin) is the source of this 1158-nucleotide messenger RNA. RefSeq lists its product as uncharacterized. The coding region runs from base 360 to 1112 and encodes 250 amino acids. The transcript has a single exon. Lineage: Eukaryota; Viridiplantae; Streptophyta; Magnoliopsida; Cucurbitales; Cucurbitaceae. The record is from RefSeq and is a predicted model, not a curated record.
UUUGUUCAAGGACUUCAAAGAUAGGGUCGAGCAUCGAUCAAGGAGGUUAUAUGCAACACACUUAGGGUUUGGGGUUCACGGUUCAGGUUCGAUCAAACAUCCAAAAUCAACGGCUUACAAUAUAGUUACACAAGAAAUAUGGUAGACCGGAAAGCAGCAGAAUUUGGCGCGUCAAAGUUUGUCCGUUUGUCCAUGUCAGCAUCGAACCCGUGUGCUCGCACCCCUUGGUUGAACCCCAAACCAGCGGAACUUUUCUCGCCGCCUCCCCUGUUUUCCCUCCGUUCCUUAUAAUCUCUCAAAUUUUGGCUUCAUUCUUACAAUCGAAUCAAACUUCAAUUCAUCACAAUCUCGAAAUUUCAAUGUGCAGGUCGACGGAUUACCGGACUCUCGGCGGCGAUCGCCUCAAAAUCAAGGCAUUCUUUGUUCGAUUUUCGCAUCUGGAAGCCCUAGAUCCACCACCGGAGUCGCUCACUCUGUUUUUCCUCCCUCGCAUUGACGAGGCCAGCCUUGAAAUCGAUGGCCUUAAGAUCCGGCCGGAUUCGCCAGCGUUUGUCUCUCUUCAUCGAGUCCUCUUGCCGUCGUCGAGGAUGAGGAAGGAUGUGGUGUUCGGGAGUAGAGAGCGAGUUCGAGCGAGCGAAGGCGCGCAGUUCGUGGUGUGCUUGAGGGAGAAGAAAGUCGUGCAAGGUGUUUUUAGGAAGAGCGACGACGGAGAGUGGAGAAUGGACUGUAAAUGCGCGCUUGAAUCUAGUAUCGCCGGAGAGGCGGGCGCGAGGGCGGAGGUUUGCGUGGAUCUGGAAGGAGAGGUGGCGAUGUUUGAGAAGGUGGUUCUGGAAGUGAGAAGGAGGAAGAAGAGAGGGUUCUGUGGACUGGAGGAGAUUCCGGAGGGACGAGAAGUGGACGGUGAUUGCGAUGGAUGUGGUUGUUGUUGUGGAGAGGACGGCGACGGCGGUGGUAAUGACGAUGAAGACGGCGGAGAGAAGAGGGUGGAGAUGGAAGUAGAGGGGGACCAAUGGGCCGUGGAUUUGGGGAUUUGGGCCGUGUGUUUCGGAGUUGGAUCCUUGGUCUUGUGGGCCGCUCAUUCCAAAACACUCAGACGCAAACGAAUUUUUUGAAGCAUUCGCAAAUUUUUUUUUUUGUUUUUUUUUUAAGUUAAAUAAU